AGAAAACCACACAAACUGUGAAAUGAGUACAUAUUUCGUUUCAGUCAGCGUUACUCAUAUAUAUGCUGCUGUUCAGAUAGAAAAAGAGCUGACCAUGUCUGUUAAAAAAGGUUGGUCUAGUUAUUUCACCUAAUUUUACCACCCUUAUAACAAUGCAUGCAUUGUGGGCUGUUUGAAUUCUACAGGCCCCUAGAGACAAUUGGGUCGCUGAACUGCCACUAUUUAGGGGGCUUUACCUUUGUCAACAGUGCAAAAUGCCUCAGGGGGCCAGUAUGUUCCUGCUCACCUCUGCAACAAUGAACUCAAACGUUUCCCGUUCUGCUGCAGGGUUGGGUGCAGUGGCGGGGGAGGACUCGGUUCGCCAGUGAGUUGUCUGAUCUCGGAGAUGGGCUCACAUGGAGGAGAGGAUUGUGGGCGUACGGCUGAGGCCCUGUGCUUAGAGGUCAGGCCCCUGCAGAGGGCCACACUUGGAGUCAGACUUGCCCACAGGAAGGCGUUCAGUCUGGACUAUAUGGACACCCAUCGAAAGGCUCACUACAGAGAGCGAUACUCCCCACAAGGAUUCUCUCAUCUGCUCUUUCCAGACUGUGCUGUCCUCACUGGACAUGUGCUGAGAUCCACAGCCAGCCAGCAGGCUUCCACUUCCCCAUGCCAUAGGAUAAGCCCUCCUGCUCAGCCUCCCUAUAAUAGGGCUAUGAUGCUUUCGAGGAGGUCCGAUCUUGAUCCUGUUAGAUCGGAUAUUAUUAGAGGCUCUCGCGAAGAUCAGGGAACAGGCAGUUCCUACCACAGAGCUCCUCUGAUGUCUCUCAGCAGCUCUGAGGGGGAACAGGAGGUUGGAGAGCUGGCUGGCAGAGUGACUUCAUCCCUGCUCACACCUACUCCCACUGGGGAUCGCAGGCUGAGCAAGAGAGAGAGGAAACGACUGAAGAGCCUGAGGAGGAGACAGAGGAGGAGAGAGCGCUGCAGACAGAACCAGCAGCAGGAGAACGCGCAGAGCUCUACAGGGAACCCAUCUAGCAGCAGUGAGGAUGAGGAGCUGCCCAGCCGGGAUCGUGAAGGCUAUAUCUGUGCAGUGUGUCUGGAUGUCUACUUCAGUCCGUACAUGUGCCAUCCCUGCAGCCACGUCUUCUGUGAGCCUUGUCUGCGGACACUGGCCAAGAACUGCCCCACCAACACACCCUGUCCAUUGUGCAGAACCACCAUAACACAUGUUUUCUUCCAGAAAGAACUGAACCAUACAGCUCGUACGUUCUUCCCGAAGGAAUACCUGUCUCGGAAGCAGAAUUUCCAGAAAGCAAGCUGUGCAAAAUGGCCUCUUCCGAGCUGUCGUAAACUGUUUCGCAUUUUCGGAGGCUUUCAAAGGCAGGCAAGUCCAAUUGGCAGACGCCAGUUCCCUCAUGGGGGCUACAGGCUUGAUUCCUUCAACUUUGAGGAUGACUCGCAUGGCUGGCGAUUUGACAUGGACAUGGUGAUCAUCUAUAUAUACUCCGUCAACUGGGUCAUUGGCUUCAUUAUUUUCUGCUUCUUCUGCUAUUUUUUCUUCUUCUCUUUUUAAAGAGAAGGCGCAAGAAGCUGUCUGCAGUGUUUCUGAACUCUUAGGACAAUAGAGAGAUCGGCAAAAAAGGAAUCAAACUGCAGCUGCUUCUGGACUAUACGUGUAGGAAACGCCAACCGAUUACUGAGCGAAAUGAUAGAGCUAAAAUUCCAAAGCUUGAUGAUCUGUUUACCACAAAGAUGAUUCAUUAUUUUUGAGUUUGUGCUUUGCCUAACAUCUGUUUGCUGUUUGCCUCUCUUUGAAUUUUGGCCAACUUUGUGCAGCUUUGCAAGGAUAAUCACACGAGUGGACUCUUCAUUUCACCUCAAGUUGUAUUCACUUGCUUUAUAUUUAGUGUGAAUAUGUUUGUGAAGGGUCUUCUCUUACAGCUAAUUUACAAAGUGCAGUGCUCAGGUUUGUGAACUUAACUAUCCAUAACUGUCAGCUGCCUGUCAGCUUCUAACCUAUCCAUAGAAUAUGCUAAGAAUUAUAACAUCUGUUUAAUUUAACUCCCUUGUUUGUUUUCACAGAUACAGUAUGCUCAAAUGGCCAUAAUGGUUAGUUGUGUGAUCUCAAUAACUAAUGCUCAAUGUGUUGUCUUAGAUAAGUAAUCCGACCACUAUGUCAAAUAACAGACUUUUGCAAUCCGAGAACAACUUUUUUUUUUUUGCCUUGUUCCAUUAAGUUUGCAUUUGACCUAACUACACUCACCUAAAUGAUUAUUAGGAACACCUGUUCAAUUUCUCAUUAAUGCAAUUAUCCAAUCAACUUAUCGCAGGACAGUUACUUCAAUGCAUUUUGGGUUGUGGUCCUGGUCAAGACAAUCUUGGACAGAGGAGAAUAGGCCGACUGAUUCAAGCGGAUAGAAGAGUAACUUUGA
Pimephales promelas (fathead minnow) is the source of this 2414-nucleotide messenger RNA. It is a transcript of the gene rnf180a, whose product is annotated as ring finger protein 180a. The record is from RefSeq and is a predicted model, not a curated record. Gene Ontology annotation, molecular function: metal ion binding; ubiquitin conjugating enzyme binding; ubiquitin protein ligase activity. Lineage: Eukaryota; Metazoa; Chordata; Actinopteri; Cypriniformes; Leuciscidae. Gene Ontology annotation, cellular component: endoplasmic reticulum membrane. Gene Ontology annotation, biological process: norepinephrine metabolic process; serotonin metabolic process; protein polyubiquitination.